UUAACCGAUAUACAUAUGUAUAUACCUAUCCAUCCGUACCCAUCUCAUCGUCGGUCCGGAUUCUUCUGCUCUCUUUCCGCUUGUCGUCGUCAGAUUCGCCGUCGUCUAAUUCAAUGGCCGCUGUUACUGUAUUCCAGUAUCAUUUUGUCCCGUGAAUUGGGGAGUCUGGUAUUCCUCUUCGCGCGACGAACAUUCAUUCGUUCUUAAUUGUUUCCCAUGAUAUAUGUAUCCAACCCUAAAAAACGACACGUAAAGACACCCAUCACCAAGUAUCGAUUCAUGUAGCAAGUGAAGAUAUUCCAGACGGGGCCAAGAGCGACGGGAAUUUUUCAAAUUCAAACGCCCUCGCGCUCACGCUCACGCGCCCACGAUCUCGAUUUAGCCGGCGCGGUGGACGUCAGUGCUCAAUAUCGGGGAUUCCGUCGAUAUCACCCUUCUACUAACUAACCCCCAAACCAUGGCCGGGGAACCAAUAUCAGCCAUGGCAGGCGCAUCGAGGACACUUUCCGAGCUCGCGAAAAGGAUAUACAUCCCAUUGACAGCAACAAGUCCGCCAGGUUUAGUAGAAGCGAACACCAUCGACCCAUGGAGUGCAUCUGGAAAGUACGGGUUAGGAUGGACGUAUUUCAGCGUAGCACUGAUGGGGAUGGUGGUGCUGGUACGGAUAUGGCAUUGGUGGCAAGACAAGAUCCGACAGGCGAUAUAUAAGCAAGAUAUGGAGCGGCAUUACCGAGAUUUAUAUAACCUCGACCCCGAGUACGCUUUGGCGACGGGCAUGCACACGGGCCAGACUGGGAUGCAAUUCUUCCCCGAGGAGGCCGGAGGAGAAAAGAGGGACUUCAAGCCGAAAUCCGACUUUUCCGCCGUCGGUCCCCUUCUGGAUACCUUCGCUCUUUUCAGAUGGGUAUUUUACCGGCCGAUACCAGAUCUCGUGUGGAGGAAACAUCGGUUCACUUUUUCGUCGCUUGCUGUUUUGUUUGUCGGGUUCAUCGCAUUGGCUUUCGUGUCUUUAUACGUGUUCCUCAAGCAACCACUGUAUUGGGACAGCAUUCAAUAUGGUUCCCCUCCGGUGGCGAUCCGAGCAGGCAUGAUUGCCGUCGCCAUGACUCCCUGGAUCAUUGCCACUAGCAUGAAGGCUAACCUUCUCACACUCAUCACGGGAAUCGGACCAGAGCGACUCAACGUGUUUCAUCGAUGGGCGGGUUAUCUUUGCCUAUUCUUGGUCCUCGUGCAUACAAUUCCGUUUUACGUCCAACCCGUGUGGGAUGACGGCGGUAUGGCCAUCUUCCAGACCCUGUUCCCUCAAGGAAGCGGUGUUAUCUACGGCACUGGUAUCGCAUGCCUAGUACCGCUACUCUGGCUCUGUGUCGCUUCGCUCCCAUUCAUCCGUAGGAUAGCUUACGAGCUUUUCGUUACGCUGCACGUGCCGGUCGGCUUUGUGUAUUUGAGCUGCUUAUUCUGGCAUACGAAAAACUACCUCGGGUCUUGGGAUUACUUAUAUGCCACAAUAGCCAUUUGGGUAUUGUGCUAUUUUAUGCGGAUAUUUAAACUCAAUUGGGUCAAGCCGUGGCGGAUGUCAUUCUUGGUUGGGGAUGAGGCCGCUAUUACCCUCAUGACCGAGAACGCCAUCAAGAUCACGAUUCCCACACAGAUGAAGUGGAAGCCCGGGCAAUAUGUAUAUUUGCGCAUGCCCGGCAUCUCAUUCUUCGACAACCAUCCGUUUACCAUCUCUUCGCUAUGCAGCGAGGAUUUCCCGUCGGAGUAUGGUGAGCAGUAUAGAGACUGUACUCUGGUGUUUAAACCAUAUGGUGGGUUUACCCGACGAGUUCUAGAAACCGCUAUCGAGAAAGGCCCAUUCCACACGUACCGGGCGUAUCUCGAUGGUCCUUAUGGCGGUAUGCGCCGAGAACUGGCUGCAUUCGAUACAUGCAUCCUAAUCGCUGGCGGAAGUGGUGUAACAGCACUGAUGUCUCAGUUAUUAAACCUGAUCAAACGCAUGCGUGAUGGCAAAGCUAUCACUAAGAAGGUAGUAGUCGUCUGGGCUCUAAAACGGUUAGAGGCGAUGGAUUGGUUCCGAGAGGAGUUGCGCAUCUGCCGAGACUCCGCGCCACCAGAGAGCGUAACAUGCAAAUUUUUCGUCACUGCAGCCAAGAGGCAAUCUCGAGUCCCAGCCCAUCGUGAGCGGGGACCUCGACCUAUAAGCAAUAUAUUCCACGAUAGAUUAGAUGGAUUCGUAGCCGGAAUCGCCUCGAAGCGCAAUUCCCAGUUGAUCCGGGACGAAGCGCAGGGGAACCAGGACUACGAGCGCGAACUUCGGGCGGAGGAUGAAGAUAGAAUCACCGCCCUUCCGCAACAGAAGUACCUCCAACCACACCACAUCCCACCGCAAGGCCCCCCGCCUUCAAAUCGCCUAUCCGCUCAGGAGGACUCUCUCCGGAGGUUAGAAGGCCGUGACCACAGCGACGUCGAAGACCACAGUACCGCACCAUCAGCCCCGACAGAAGGCUUCCCUGACGAUAAACCCAAGCGGGAAUUCCACUUCCCACCACUGCAAACGCGUCCAGACCAGCAACCGCACUUCAACUACGCGCCACCAUCCCCGCGACGAGUCCCACCUCCAUCUCACGAAGAGCCCUCCGAACCUUCCGAACCCGUCCUCCGACCCCCCGAAUUCGCACACCUGCGCACCACAAACCUCCCACCACAACCCCGCCCAACAUCAACCUUUGGCCCGCCCUCCGGCUUCGACUUCGGGUUCCCGGAGACCCCAACCGAGUUCCAGAAAAGCCUAAUGCGCUUCGCGUUCCCAGUGCCGCACCAAAUCGACGGCGGGUGGAGCGUGGAGUACGGGCGUCCGGACCUGGGGUACAUGCUCCGCGAGUGGACGACGGGCGGAGCGGACGGGAGAGGCAUUUUAGGGAGACGGACGGCGGUUUUCGUGUGUGGGCCGCCGAGCAUGCGGGUUGGCGUGUCGAAUAUGGUGGCUCGGCUGCAGGCGGAGAUUUGGGGCGAUCCGAUGCUGGAGGAGAUUUUUUUGCAUACGGAGAAUUAUGCGCUGUGAGGGGUGUAUAUACAUGUUAGUGUAGGAGAUAUAAGGGAGGGUGAGGGGGAGAGGGAAAGGGGGUUGUAUAUACAUAACUAACUACAUCUAAUAUCCCAUGCCGGGACGAUAUACGCAAUAUAUAACGACUGUACCGCCGGCGUUUGGGAUGGGAUACCUACUAUGGGAGGAGGGAAGGAUAUAAGGAUGAGCAUAGGGUUGGGAUAGGAGAUACCACACACAGCCAACUUGGGCUUUAUUCAUGUACUAGUUGAGACGGUGCUCUCGGCGUGUAUUUGUACGGACGGGUUGGUUCGAUGGGUGGGUUGACGACGUUUAUGUGCUGAGGCUAAGGGUGCUGUAUACGUGCCUUGGUACUUGCUUGGGCUGUGGCUCAAGCAUGGAUGGAUGGAAUUGGGAAAUGUGCUUUAUGAGCGUAUCGAGCGUGUACUUGCAUGUGUGCCGAUUUACUUGGGUACUUAUUAAUCUACUCCGAUGACUGUUAUUG
This is a messenger RNA of Annulohypoxylon maeteangense, 3548 nucleotides long. RefSeq names its product ferric reductase like transmembrane component. Gene Ontology annotation, molecular function: ferric-chelate reductase activity. The record is from RefSeq and is a predicted model, not a curated record. Bases 458 to 3061 code for a protein of 867 amino acids. Gene Ontology annotation, biological process: intracellular iron ion homeostasis; iron ion transport; copper ion import. Gene Ontology annotation, cellular component: plasma membrane. The transcript has a single exon. NCBI's taxonomy places the organism in Eukaryota, Fungi, Ascomycota, Sordariomycetes, Xylariales, Hypoxylaceae.